ACUUUGUGUUGUGUGUUUUUGAAGUAGAAAUUGUUUAUUUCAGUCUCAAUUAUUAUAUAAAUUAUGACAUAAAUACCAUUAAAUAUGAAAAGAAAAUGCAAACAACUGAUAAGGAGUACGAUAAUUUUCAGUACAAACUCGCAAACAUUCAACAAAAUGCUAUAAGAAAUGGCCUGAAGUUCAGUGUUAUUGAAAACUAUGAAUUAAUUUUUAAGGAUACGGAAGAGCUAUUAAAAAAGCCAUACAAUACUAAAGUUAUUGUAUCGGCGGUUUUUGCACUUUUGGUCUCGAUUGUUUUCAGUAUAUUCACAGUAGAUACGUUUGUAAGUGCUCGAUGCUUGAUACCAAGCAAUUAUCUAGUGUGGGAAGCAACCCGUCCUUUGGCCAACUGCAGUUAUUGUAUUAAUGUAACAAAACCUAUUAUAUUACACAAUGUAACAAGAAGCAAAUUUGAUAUAUAUGCAUAUUCAUCAAAACCUAUGAUAGUUAAAAAUGCAAUUGGCCAUUGGAGGGCAGUUAAAGAAUUCAGUUAUGAUAUAUUUCAAAAGUUGUAUGAAGACACAGCUGGCAGCUAUGAAAGUUUGGAUGAGGGUUGCCAGUUUUUAAACUUUAAAAGUGACCUCUUUACAUUGAAGGAAGUCUUCUCAAUGCCAAAAGAAAGAGUUAACAAUGAACCUGGACAGAAGCCUUGGUAUGUGGGAUGGGGCAAUUGUCACCAAGGAAUACUUCGUAAACUAAGACAAUAUUACAGUGUACCUAACUUCUUGCCUAGUGAUGCAGAAUAUCCAGCUACGGAGCAUAUUUUUAUGGGCUAUGAAAUAGGAGCUGUUAUGCAUCUGGAUUACAUAGAAAGGUUAAUGUGGCAAGGUCAAGUCAAGGGUAUGAAGAUGUGGGCGGUCGCACCAGUGCCAGAGUGCGAGAAUGUUUGCCAUAAGUUCAAGUUUUAUGUGGAGCCUUUGGACAUUGUAUUGUUGGAUACUCGUAUUUGGUACCAUGAAACCAGUAUUCCUAAAGGACAGUUCUCCAUAACAGUGCAAUCAGAAUAUGGCUGAAAAAACAUUUUUGCAGCUUUUUAUUUAUAUAGAAAAUCAGUAUUAUUUAGACAUAUCUCGAUGCCAAAAACACAACUUUAUUUAUAAAUAAUUUAAUUUUACAAGUUUUACAUAUUUUUUUAUCAUUGUGCCAUUUAAUUAAAGUAUACUUUUUACAUUAUAUUUUUAUAUGUGACUAUUUAUUGACUGUAUGUCUGACUAUUUAUUGAUGUAUAAUGUAUUUAUGAAUACAAUUUUUUU
Colias croceus (clouded yellow) is the source of this 1292-nucleotide messenger RNA. RefSeq lists its product as uncharacterized. Bases 96 to 1052 code for a protein of 318 amino acids. The transcript has 5 exons. The record is from RefSeq and is a predicted model, not a curated record. NCBI's taxonomy places the organism in Eukaryota, Metazoa, Arthropoda, Insecta, Lepidoptera, Pieridae.